GCGCACAUGCGCAUUCGGUGGGAAACACAAUUGAAAACGGGCAGCUAUGCCGCGCGGUGCAGAAAACGAGCUGGACGCGUCCGCUUGGAACAACGGCCGGUGUAGCGGAGGACUCACCCGGGGACUGCAGGACCGGGAGGCUGCUGACAGGCGUUAACAGCGAGUCUUUCCCCGGGGAUAACCUCCUCCUGAAACUGCGGCGAAAGUAGCGGCGUGAGCGGUCGACGAAUCCGCUCCUUCUCCCCUUUCCCUCUCCUCUCCCCUGAUUUCGGCACCGCAAGAGAAACACCGACACAUCAGCAAUGUUGCUACUAAACGUCUAGGAUUUAUCCCGGUUGUCCGUUUGUACCAACUGUAAAUAAAACUGCUCAGAGACAAUAAGCGACAACAGCCGGGUUCACUAUGGUUUUAUUGGCGGUCCGCAAUAGGAGAUGUCUUAAUAGCUGCUGUAUGGGGACGUUAUUCUUGCAGUUGUUGCUGUGGAUUUUAUGUGCCGUGAACGGAGAGGAGCAGCCGUUCAGUGUAGAGGCAUGGCUCCAGAGGUAUGGUUACCUCCCUUCUGCAGACCCCAGAAUGUCAGUGCUACGUUCUGCUCGAGUCAUGCAGUCCGCUAUCGCUGCUAUGCAGCGCCGCUAUGGCCUCAAUGUCACAGGGACUCUGGACGGCAACACCAUAGACGAUAACACAAUAAGGUGGAUGAAGAGGCCUAGGUGUGGGGUUCCUGACCAGGUAGGAGGUGCAUCCAAAUUCAGUGUCAGGAAACGGCGGUACGCACUUACAGGACAGAAGUGGCAACACAAACAUAUCACAUACAGCAUAAAGAACGUGACACCCAAAGUGGGUGCAGAGGAGACCCAUGAUGCCAUUCGGCGAGCCUUUGACGUUUGGCAAAAUGUGACGCCGCUUCGCUUUGAGGCUGUGCCCUACAGUGAGCUGGAGAGGACCAAGAAAGACGUGGACAUCACCAUCAUCUUCGCUUCAGGUUUCCACGGCGAUAGCUCGCCCUUUGAUGGCGAGGGUGGCUUCCUGGCCCAUGCCUACUUUCCAGGGCCAGGGAUAGGAGGCGACACGCACUUUGACUCAGAUGAACCGUGGACGCUGGGCAACCCCAACCAUGACGGUAACGAUUUGUUCUUGGUAGCGGUCCACGAGCUCGGCCACGCGCUGGGCCUCGAACACUCCAACGAUCCUACGGCCAUCAUGGCUCCUUUCUACCAAUACAUGGACACUGACAACUUUAAACUGCCCAUGGACGAUCUGCUGGGCAUCCAGAAGAUUUAUGGGCCUCCUGAUAAGCUUCCCCAGCCCACCAAGCCUUUGCCGACGGUGCCCCCUCCCCGCUCCCAUCCUCCUUCAGACCCCCGCAAGCCAGACAGGCAGACCCGACCUCCGAGGCUGCCCCCAGGAGAUAGACCAUCCCACCCCAAUGCUAAACCCAACAUCUGCGAUGGAGGCUUCAACACCCUCGCCAUACUGAGGAGAGAGAUGUUUGUCUUCAAGGACCACUGGUUUUGGCGGGUUAGAGAUAACUCGGUAAUGCCAGGGUACCCCAUGCUCAUCAGCGUUUUCUGGCGGGGCCUGCCGCCCAAGAUAGAUGCCGUCUACGAGAACAGCGAGGGCAAGUUUGUCUUCUUCAAAGGGAAGCAGUUCUGGGUGUUUAAGGACACAGUGUUGCAGACUGGAUACCCCAAGGACAUCACCCAGUUUGGCCAUGGCAUGCCGGCCCAGAGCAUCGAGACGGCUGUGUGGUGGGAGGAUGUGGCCAAGACCUACUUCUUUAAAGGGGACAGGUACUGGCGCUACAAUGAGGAAAUGAGAACCAUGGAUCCUGGCUAUCCCAAGCCCAUCACAGUGUGGAGAGGUGUGCCUGAUUCGCCACAGGGGGCCUUCGUCGACAAAGCCAACGGUUUCACCUACUUCUACAAGGGUAAGGAGUACUGGAAGUUCAACAACCAGUUCCUCCGAGUGGAGCCGGGCUACCCGCGUUCCAUCCUCAAGGACUUCAUGGGCUGCGAGCUGACGCCCAUCGACCCCGCCCGGCCGCCAGCCGAUGACGGCAACUCGGACGUGGUGAUCGAGCUGGACAACGAGGCGAACACAGUGAAGGCCAUCGCCAUCGUCAUCCCGUGCGUGCUCGCACUGUGCCUGCUGGUGCUGAUCUACACUGUGGUGCAGUUCAAGAGGAAGGGUACGCCACGCCACAUACUGUACUGCAAACGCUCCAUGCAGGAAUGGGUCUGAAACGUCUGAACGAGAUGAGAAGGUGGGGAGAGGGUGGCAGAAGAGACGGGUGAAAACAGGAUGACAGCCCCCACUUUCACAGAGGAGGACUUUGGACAUCUUUAGUGAAAACACACAGCCACGCCUCCUCCUUUUGGGUGAUCUGAGACCUUCGUUCAGACCCGCAGAAACAGCCAGACAGCCUGUCGGCAGCCCCUCACACAUAAGGUGACCCCAGGACUCAAAGUCAACUCCGCUAACCCCCAGCCUUUUUAACAAACAGGGGAGCAGAGGAACAGUUUGUGGGGGAUCUUUGCCUGAAAUGACCUUCAGUCCCAGUCAAAAAACAGGAGGGUCUGCAUCACUUUGUAUCUCAGAAACUUGACUUCCUAUCCCAUUCCUCUUUUUUUUUCUUUGCCCAACUGCUCUUAAUCAGAAGGAAGACUUUUCAGGGGGACACGCACUCUUCCCACAGGGCACUGCAUUGUCAUCUGUCAUAUCAGGUCGUUGAUUAAACAACAGUUUUCUAUUUUCUGAUCUUAGUGCCCCCCCCCCUUCAUACUGCACUCAAAAAAUAAACAGUCUCAGAUAAACACAAGUUCAUCAUAUUACCAAUCUUCAAUCCCUUUUCUUUUUGUUUUUCCUUUUUUUAUUUCUAAUUUUAACUCUUUUGAGAAAGGAGGUCCUCACUGUUCCCUUUAACACGUUGCUGAGGAAGAGACCAAACUAAACCAAAUAAAAUCAAUUUCUCUCCAAAGAGGAUCACAUUUUAUUUCUUUGGAUUUCUUUUUCUUUCUAUUUUUUGGUUCUCAUUUCAGUCCAUCCUUCCUUCCCUUCUCUGGAUCCUUGCAGCGAUUAAGAGUCGGGGAGCUUUGACUGUUGUGGCAGUCUGUUUGAGACACAGGGGCCAAAUUAUUCUGCAAUAUUUUAACUCGCCUUAAUUAUAGAUCAUACUACUUGUGCUUGGUUUGGCUGUUCUUGGAUUUGUUUGUUUUUUAUUUGUAUACCGCUUUUAUUUUUGUUUGUUUGUUUGUAACAGAAGCUAAUUGAAAGCUUCUUGUGAUUGUUUUUUCUGGAUUUCAUUACGUUACCCAGAAUUCUCAGCACUGGCUUGCUGAGCCAUUCUGGACAGAAUAUACAGUAGGGUCAGCCUGUAUUGAGAGUAAUCUAUUGUAUCGUAAAAAGAUGUCGAAAGAUUCUGGAGUUAAGCCACUAUUUUUGUGUGUUAAAAUAUUUGUUGCUGUUACUUUUAUCAUUUCCAUACGAAGGAAAUCAGGCUAAUCAUGAGCUUGAGAGUCUUAUCAUUAGAUUUGCUGAUGUUAUUUUUUUGUCCCUGGCCCAUAUUCCCCUCGGUUUAAAAAAGUGUGCAUCCAAAAUGGUCAUUCUGUAUGGUUAUUUGUGAAUGGACAGACCAUUUUUUAAAAGAAUCCUGUGACUGCCUUGCUUGAGAGAGCUCACAGUUCCAAGAAUGCUCUUGUCUCCUGACUGAGGACCCACAAAGUGAGACACCAAGUCAACAUCAGUGCCUGUGUCAACGUGCAUGCAAGCAUUUACUGUACAUCCAGCCGGUUCUGCUCAACGUGGCUUUGGAACCCCUCAAAAGCUGAGGAGGAAGUUUUCUCUUGAAAGUACUGUUUGCAUUUAUUUUUGUGCAUUUUAAGUGUAACCCAACCCCCCUCCCCUUACCUCCAGGUACAAUUAAAUCUAAGAAAAAAACUUUAAAAGAUUCAAGUGGUACAUUUGGGAAAUUUUUGGGAGAUCUGAUGGGUGAUUGAAAUCAAAUUGGCCUCAACAAACCAACUGUUAGAAAACAUCUAGUGUCCUCGCUGUCAUGGCGAGCAGUAUGUCUUUGGAUGUGUGUCUGUUUUCAUGAUCACAUACUGGUUUUCCUUUCUUUCCUGUUUUCUGGUCAAAACUAAUUGGACAUCUCACAAUGACUUCUUUGUGUAAGACUUUGGGACAACAGGAAAAUGUGUCCUGACAGAAUUAAUAAAUUGAUCAAUAUAUGAUUAAUAGCUGCCUUCAAGCUCUCUGCUCUUCUUUUAACUUGUAUGUAUAGUAUGUACAGUAUGUUCAAUGCAAGUCCGUGCUGUUUGUACAUAUGUGUUCCCCACUGCUGAGUGUUUGCUUGUGUUUGUGAGCUUAUGGUCAUUUGUUAUCGCUAACUCUUAGAUGAUGUGCACCCUACAGCAGGUGGUUUGAAUGCAGGCAGGAAGAUGAAGCUCCCCUGUGAAGCUUUGAAAAAGAAGGGAAUUUGAACACCCAAUGUUCAUGUCAAGCACUCAUGUGUACCAACCUGUUGAUCUGAUGAUGAUUUACUGGAAGAUGCCAAGAAAAGUAAUCUAAUGAUGAACCUUUUCUUUAUUGAACAUCAUGACAUCAAAAAAUAAUUUGAAAAAAGGACAUUUCUUGUCUCAAUUUGCAGUCUACAGCCAUGCUAGCGCCGCAACCAUGCUAAUGGGAAGUACUGGACAAAUUUAAAUGUUACCUGAUGACGAUUGUAGACUAAAGGUCAGGGGAUCACCAAAGUUAUUAGGAUUUAUCGUCUGGGCACCAUAGAUAUCUGUGCCAAAUGUCAUGGCAAUCCAUCCAAUAGUAGGUGAUAUAUUGUAGUCUGAAGUGGUUGACCAACCAGCAGACCAACAUUGCCACCCCUAGAGUCAAUGCCGCUAGCAUUCCUUAUCAGACUUACGACACUAGGACUAACUAGCUCUACACUGUAAUACAAGAACAAUGUUGUUUCUUUAUUUACAUGUCUUCCACAUGGAUCAUCAACUAGUGAGGAUGCUAAUUGUGCAUGUAGCUUUAGCCUCUGGUUUUUAGCACGGUAAUACAUAUGUAGCAAUCAGGUGCAUAUUUAAGACCUCUUUUACAGAGCUCUCACUUUAGUCACUUAAGUCAUCUGGAAACAUUAAAAAGACAUUAAAACAACAUUAAAAAGACAGCUAGAUACAGCUUUUUCAACCAACUCAUGGAGCUAACAUUAGCUUAAUUAGCUAGCUAGCUAGCUGAUAAAAUCUACCAGAAACAGUUGCCACUUCUGCUGGCAAAAUUGACAGUUGCUGGCUAUAAAUAAGAAGCCUGCAUUUGUCUACCGCUGUCGAGCAUGGCUAAAAAUAUAUAUUACCUUUUGCAGCUUUAAAAGGUUAGAUUUGUAAUAAGUCCAACGAAAAUUAAAUAGUAUACUUCAUUUGCUACAGCAUACGUAUCUGCUCUGCAAAUGUCCUUUGCAUUCAUUUGACGGAAUACCGCUCCGGUAUCCAUCUAUGUAGAUGAAAACGUUAUUUCAAUAAAGCCAAUAUCGCAAGACUUUGAACACUAACCCACAUUAGCUUUUCUGCUAGACUCCUUAUCUGACUUACAAACAUGAACACACGUCUUGUACUGCACCUUAGUUUGUUGAACAAGCGACCAAACAAACAUUCACCGUGGAAAAGUGCACCGCUAACGUCAGUUUGCAGGCUAGAUAGCUAAUUAGCUGCUCUGCUGCAGCACAUUAAACCUGCAAAUGUCACUUUAGUUAGAUGCUGGUGUGGUCCUUACUCUUCAAUACCUCUAACAAAAGGCUGUCUGCAAAGUACAUGUAAGCUACAGCGCAGGUUUGUUUACUUUGUCCCUCUUUCCCUAUGGUGUAACAGCGGCACACUGCUGUCAAUCAAGCAGACACAGACACGCCCCUCCAGCCGGCUGAGACGAAAAGGAGCAUUUCUGAUAUUUCCCCAAAGACCUUUUUUCUUCCUUUAAAUAAUAAUAAAAGUCUAUGAACAACACAUUUAAAAAGCAUGUUAACAUUAUUUUUGACUACAAAAAGGAUAACUAAAUGUGAUUUCAGUUGGACUUGAAACUUGAAUCUAGAGCAAACAGUGCAGACAGAGGGCCGACAUACAGUACAUAAGGAUACUGGCUCCAAACUACAGUGAACUCUCAGCUCCAGAGAUAAACUCAGCCAGCAACAGGAAAGAAAAAUAAAAAAAGUAGCAUUUGAUUCAGAGAAAACUGUAUACGUGUUGAUCUGGGCUUGAGAGCUCAGCAGUCUGCUGCUGUAUUUUUGGGUGGCAUGAUAAAAAUCAGUGCUUUAGAUGUACGAUCCCAGCGGUACAGUGCUGGCAUUUAUUGCGGAUUGAAUGUGAAACAGGAGCCGUCUACAGCCCGCUAGUGUUUAUUCUAGCUUUGCUGGGACACAUUUGACAUACAGUUACUGACAAAAAAGAAGGUGUAGUUCAAGCCAGUUUACUGACUGUGGUCACUGUGUGUGUGUGUGUGUGUGUGUGUGUGUGUGUAUGAUGAAAUUACACUCUUAGGGAUAACACUUCAUUGGUUCUCAUCACAGGACUGUUCAGUGGUGAAAUUGCCUCUCUGCUUUUAGACAAAGGCAUUAUAUGCUCAGCUAUGUUUAGAUUGGUGUUUUUUCCCGAGGCUCUUACACAUUGUCUGUUCUCUCUCCAUCGCUGUAAAUACAGACUUUGAGUGUGUCUGUGUCCGUGUGUUAUUUGUGUUACUUAUGUUCCUUACAGAUGUGUGCACUGUAUGUACCAGUCCUGCAGCAGUAAUACAAGCAGUUUAGUGUUAAAAAGUCAGUCAGGCCUCUUUCUUUUACUUCUAUUUGUAUAUCUGUGUGUGCAUGUGUGAGCGUGCUCUGAGUAGAGUGCAGUGUGGGUGUUAAAGAAGUUGGUCCACAAACAUCAUGUUGCUUUGCCAGCCUGUAUCUGCGUCUCGGUCUCUGUCUGGCUUAUGAUAAGUGUAUCUCUUUCUGCAUCUUGAUCCUGUGCAUGCUUACUGGUCUGUGCUUGUGUUUAUGCAAGCAUGUCAACCUCACAACUGGAGCCUGGACAAACCCUGUGGGACCAGCAGCCUCUUUUGCAACUGCCAGGCUAAAACACUGGUGCUAAAUUGACCUACACUGGCAGAGGGCUGUUUUUCUAUGGUGCUAUUUUUGUCAGCCCUUGUCCUCCUCCUCCUCCUGCUGUCAUUGGCUCAAAACUUGAGUGAUUACAACGGGAACCAAAGUAAUACAUUUUCAUUUAACCCGAGUCCUUAACAGUGCACUGCUUAAUGGCCCCUCUUAGGUUAAGGACCAUAUAGCCUAGUGGUGGUUAUUAGCGCGGCACAGUGAAUCAGCUUAAAGGAGCUUGUUGAAGGUCAGCAGGGGUCAAGCUGCUGCCUUGGCCUGGAAGAAAAAGGUUAAAACAUAUAGAGAAGACACACAGAGAGAUUAAUGGUUGUUUACUUGUACUGUGUUUUGCAGCAGGGAGGCAAGUGGGUCAUCCAUAUUCAGAGAUAACGUUGUAACAAUGCUUGCCAAAGUCUCCUCUUGCCACUUUCUAUUCUGAUUGUUGGAUCAUUACAUUAGUUUGAUGGCAUUUAAUGUGUGUACUGUAUGUGUGUGACAUCUCAGCACCUCCUUUUCAGCUUACUGACUGUUGUCUAAAACCCAGGUCCAUCAAGCUUUGGAUUUCUGGCUGUAGUAAGAGCGAUACUCUGUGUUUAAUUUUUUUUUUUUUUUUUGCUUUUUCAAAACCAAAAUCACAAGAGCAAAGUGUAAGCAAUGGAAUGAAUAGUGUGUUUGUUUGCACUAACAUAAUCAUUAGUGUGUCCGGCCAACUAGCUUACUACCUAUAGUAGUAACUGAGCAUUACAAGGCCAAGUAGCACAUUAUUAACUAACUAGGUUACAUUAGGUUUUGGGGUUAUGUUAAAAAAAAAAACAACAAAAAAAAACCCUGUCCACGGCUAGCACAUCCACUGUGUAGUAUUUCCUCUCUGUGGAAGCCAGUCUUGGAUGCAAAGUUUAGGCUAACGUUAGCAGCUCUGUGCUGCUCUUUACUGGAUAGAGGGAAGUUUACACUUAAGCAACCCCAAACUUGUUUUCUGAAAAAGCAUUACAUUCACACACAUCAGUUAGUCCUCAUCCUCAAAGCCUCUUAUAACCUUAAAAGUGAAGCAUGUUUGAAAAUACGAACAAUGAAUCAUACAUCUAACCUCUGUCUUGUCCAAAGUAUGUAAGCUAAGAAGCUAAACAGAGUUUUGUUAGAAUGAAAUUAGUCUUAUCUUACAUUUUUCCUUAUAAUACUUAAAAUACUAGGACUUAAGACCCUUUACAGGGUUCUCUUUCAGCUGGAAACAUUAGAAACAGCUUUUUCAAGCAUUUCAUGGCGUUAACAUUAGCUUAAUUAGCUAGCAAGCUGAUCAAAUCUGCUAGCGGCAGUUGUCAUUUCAGCAGACAAAAAGGUACAGUCACUGGCUAGAAAUGAGAAGCCAGCUUUUGUUUACUUCUGUCUGAAAUAAAAGACCCAGUGUUUCAAAAAAAUAAUAGGAAUUCUGAGUGGUAAAUCUGCCACCGUUAUCGUAUAAACUUCAUACGUCCCAUGCGAGAACAGAAAGCUUGGCAGGCAUGGCAACUAUGGUGGACAGUGCUCAGCGAACGGUCAGUUGACCUGUUUAGUCAUGUCAUUAUGUUUGGGAAGGCACUAUGAUGACACCCAUUUAAAAAAAUGUCAAUUCUUUUUAUACCAUUUUUCCACUGAAUGUCUCUCUGCAUCAUUUUUCUGUUAGUCUGUCUUUGGAAGCUCCGCUCUGUCAAUCAAUAAAUACAUUUGAAAAGA
Molecule: messenger RNA, 8821 nt
Organism: Siniperca chuatsi (mandarin fish)
Lineage: Eukaryota; Metazoa; Chordata; Actinopteri; Centrarchiformes; Sinipercidae
Product: matrix metalloproteinase-16-like
Exons: 11
Coding region: 403-2241 (612 amino acids)
Biological process (GO): collagen catabolic process; skeletal system development; extracellular matrix organization
Cellular component (GO): extracellular matrix
Molecular function (GO): zinc ion binding; metalloendopeptidase activity
Source: RefSeq, a predicted model, not a curated record